AAUGACAGACAAUGGAUACUGAAGAAGUUGGAAUGAUAAGAUUCAGGAGUGAGUAACUCAACCAGGAUGGGGAAAUUACACUAAAACGAGCAAUGCAGAAAACUUCCGAGAUGCAAGACGAGCGCACCGAGUACUACGCGUCGGGAAGUCUCCUGUUAAGUGAAUACAACACGAGCUUCACGUCGAACAGGACUAAUCUCUCUUGGAGUGACUUUCAAGAUCUCGUCGAUUUGGAUAAACCUGAUUUUAUGGGAGACGGAUCCGCGGUCCUGAGAAUAAUCAUCUCUGUAAUUUACUCGGUUGUGUGCGCACUGGGUUUAAUCGGUAACAUCCUCGUCCUGUAUCUCAUGAAGUCCAAACAAGCAUGGAAUAAGUCUUCCAUCAACCUCUUCGUGACCAGUUUGGCGGUCACCGACUUUCAGUUUGUUUUGACACUUCCCUUUUGGGCUGUAGAGAACGCCAUGGAUUUCACUUGGCUGUUCGGGAAGGCGAUGUGUAAGAUAGUUUCUUAUGUCACGGCUACGAACAUGUACGCCAGCGUGUUUUUCCUCACGGCUAUGAGCGUGGCGAGAUACUGCUCCGUGGCUUCAGCGUUAAAAAGUAGAAGACGUCGGCUGCGUUUCUCCGCGCAGUGGAUGACAGUCGUUAUCUGGAUAGCAGCUGUCGGUGCCGCUCUGCCGAACGCGAUAUUUUCAACAACCGCCACGGUUUCCAACGAGGAACUUUGUCUCGUGAAAUUUCCCGACCGGAGCGGAGACGCGCAAUUUUGGCUGGGUUUAUAUCAGGCGCAAAAGGUACUUCUAGGGUUCCUCAUUCCGUUCGGGAUCAUCACUAUCUGUUACCUGCUUCUCCUGCGCUUCAUUACUAACAAAAACGUGAACACCUCCAGUGCCAAGAGGCGAUCAAAAGUGACUAAAUCUGUUACUAUCGUCGUUUUGUCUUUUUUCCUGUGCUGGCUCCCGAAUCAAGCGUUAACAGCGUGGGGAAUCUUAAUAAAACUCAAUGUAGUACACUUCAGUUACGAGUACUACACCACACAAGUGUACAUUUUUCCAGUAACAGUAUGUUUGGCUCAUUCAAACAGUUGUCUCAAUCCCAUUCUGUACUGUCUGAUGAGAAGGGAAUUCAGAAAAGCGUUGAAAAAGCUGUUUUGGCAAAUCACAUCGCCUUCUGUCACGAACAUGAGACCGUUAACCGCCUCCACGAAGCCCGAGCAAGAUGAACACGGUCUAGUAAUGGUCCCGCUCAGUCGCGCGGAGCCCGCGCUUAUCUUUUAUCCUCCGGGGGCUGUCAUCUAUAACAGCAAAAACGACCCUCUGCCUAAUAGCACAUAACGCAAAGUUGUUGGUGUUGAGAAGUGCUUCAGACUCAGACUCAGACAAAAUGGCAAAUUAAUUAGUUUGAUGUUUGUAUUUUUCUCCCUCCACUAACGAAACUAAAGCGAAGACUAAAAGAGUCCCGGGCUGGAACACCUUGCAGAAGUAGAAGGGAUCCUCCUCAUUCUAAACGCUGUAAUCCAUUCCGGGUGUUACGUUUACACCCUCUCACUAAAACCCUUUAACUUUGCUCCCUGUUCACCUCUAAUAUGGACCUGUGAAAACAAUCUUAAAAA
This is a messenger RNA of Carassius carassius (crucian carp), 1612 nucleotides long. RefSeq names its product relaxin-3 receptor 1-like. Gene Ontology annotation, cellular component: membrane. Gene Ontology annotation, molecular function: G protein-coupled receptor activity. The record is from RefSeq and is a predicted model, not a curated record. Gene Ontology annotation, biological process: G protein-coupled receptor signaling pathway; immune response. Lineage: Eukaryota; Metazoa; Chordata; Actinopteri; Cypriniformes; Cyprinidae. The transcript has a single exon. The coding region runs from base 93 to 1334 and encodes 413 amino acids.